This is a messenger RNA of Grammomys surdaster, 2508 nucleotides long. It is a transcript of the gene Tmem235, whose product is annotated as transmembrane protein 235. The record is from RefSeq and is a predicted model, not a curated record. Gene Ontology annotation, cellular component: apical plasma membrane. Lineage: Eukaryota; Metazoa; Chordata; Mammalia; Rodentia; Muridae. The coding region runs from base 725 to 1360 and encodes 211 amino acids. The transcript is spliced from 4 exons.
UACACUCGGAAGCUGUGCCUUUUUCUCCCAGCUGGGGGAAGCUUAUCCCACUGGUCCUCGGAACUAAUGGAAACCAGGACCCCAUGCUGAGAUGUGUCACACCCUGAGUCUUCCCUAAAUGUGUCCAGCCGGAUCUGUCUAUCACCCAUGCCCCUCCACAACCCUCCAUUCUAGGAGCUAUUGGUGCAGUGGUCCAGCUGCUGACUGCUGCUACACAUUCUUGGCGGGGGAGAGGCAUCUUAGACUCACCUCUGGACCUCUUCCCAAACACCACACAGCACCAUGCCUAGUUUGUGACAUCAUUGGGAUUUGAGCCCAAAUCUACUGUCUCCAGCUCUGCCAUGACCUGAGAUUUCCCUCUCUUCCCUUACUGUCUGGCCAGCACAGAAAGGUGAUCCAUUUCCAUGCAAACUUGGCCACUUGUGCGGUGGCAGAAAUGCAGUGGUCACAGAAGAACCAAGGACGUUAUCUCUCCCACGCCCCUGUCCUCCACCUACCUCUGCCUCCAGCCAGCCCGCUCCGCAACACCCCUCCCAUGCCCUCUCCUGCUGAUGCUCCCGCCCCUCCCCUCGCCUAAACCUUCACUAGCCUGCUUCAUUUCGGUCCCGAGCCCUGACUGUUCCCAGCCCACAGCUCUUGUCUCCCUGCCACCCUGUGCAGCCAGUCCCUAGCUCCUCUAUCCACGCAGCCCUGCAUCCUGAGCUGCUGCCGGUCUCUUACUCACAUGGCCCUGCUCGCCGCGUUGCUCCUGAGCGCCGCCCUGGGCGCCUUAAUCAGCUUUGCGCUGCUGGCAGCAGCCGUCGCCAGCGACUACUGGUACAUCCUGGAGGUGGCGGACGCUGGCGGCCCCGGCGGCGUGCAGCUCUCCUCGCAUUCCGGGCUCUGGCGCACCUGUGAAGGGCAGAACAGCUGUGUGCCCCUGAUUGACUCGUUUACCAGUGCCGGCCUGGAAGCUUCUCCCUCGAUACAGCACCUGCUCUCCCUGCAUCGGACAGUCAUGGUAGUAUUGCCUCUGAGCCUCGUCCUCAUCGUGUGUGGUUGGGUCUGCGGCUUGCUCAGCUCCCUGUCCCAGAGUGUCCCCCUGCUGCUGGCCACCGGCUGCUACUUCUUGCUAGGGGGUGCCCUGACCCUGGCAGGGCUCAGUGUCUACAUCAGCUACUCACACCUGGCAUUCGUGGAGGCCGCGCACCUGUAUGGCGUGCAGAGUGUGCAGAGCGUGCACAUCAGCUUCGGCUGGUCACUGGCCCUGGCCUGGGGCUCCUGUGCCUCAGAGGCACUCAGUGGUGCCCUCCUGCUCGCAGCCGCCCGACUCCUCAGCCUGAGCCAGCACCCAGGAAUACCCCACUCUGUGAUCCUCUGAGUCCCAGUGUGACAGGGGGGUGGGGAGAAGGAAGCCUCGGGCACCCUUGACAUUUGCUGGAGUCCUGGCUGAGGAUGGCCUGUGGGGGACUGCUCAUUUCUAUUCCAACUGAACAGGAGAAAGGGAGGUGGGUCGCCAGUACCUGAGCCAUGAGCUCUUGAUGGUACAGUCUGUUGGGGGUGCCUAAGGGUUGUGUGUGUCCAGAAAGUAGUUUUGCUCUGGUGGAUGUAGCCCACUCCAACCUAGGGAGCUGAGACAGUCCUCCUCUGUACUAGGUGAUGGUUGAGUGCUCCCCUACCUCUCCAUCCUCCACAGAGUAGGCAAUAGUUACCACUCACCCAGUGCCACAGAGUGGGAGACUGAGGCCAGAAAGCCUAAGAACAGAUGGCAGGUCUAGGUGUCACUGCUAUUUGUCAGGAACCCUGGGUUCAGCUUUGUCCCUUUCCCAAGGGGAGGUUGGUGGGGAGGAGGCUCGAGGCUGGAUGGGAGGGCACACCUUCCAGGCAAAGUGCACCUUUGGGUCUCAGUCCUUAUUCUUAGCAGGCUGCUGCCCUGCUGGCCUAGAACUUCCUCUUUGUAGCAGCAACAGGGGGAUGUCUGAGACUGGCCACAUUAGGGCUGAGUUGGACCAUGCCUGGCUAGCACCCUGGGACACCUGGAGAGAGGAGCUCCUCAGAGGGAGGCAGAAGCCUGGCCUGGAGACUGCAGAUGGAUACAGGCCAGUUCACAGGCCCAGGCCUGCAGCCUGCUUCCUGUCUGGGACAGCACAGAUGAGACCUGAAUCAGCUCUGGCCACAUAAGAGGGGACACACCUGCGUUUAUGUAUCUGGACAGUGGGCAGCUGUCAGUUAGCGGCUGUGCAGUACCCGAAAGCCCUAAACAGCCCUGAUUCUGGUGUGGACUCUUCCUGAGUUUGGGAUAUGUACAAGGGAAGGUAGUAUUCUCAAGGCUUGGUCCUAGCAAUGUCCUCAGGCCACUUUUGAAUGCUUCUAAGGGGCUGGGGAGCUUCUUGGGGGCGGAGAUUUUUGGGACCCAGUGAGGGCAAAGGACUGGAGCUGAUGGAGACCCUGCCUUCCAAUGUGUGUUCAAACCUUUGCCAGUCCAUGUAAGAGCACUUCCAAGUGUCUGAAUAAACAAGCUUCGAUGUA